Molecule: messenger RNA, 570 nt
Organism: Drosophila mojavensis
Lineage: Eukaryota; Metazoa; Arthropoda; Insecta; Diptera; Drosophilidae
Exons: 2
Coding region: 1-540 (179 amino acids)
Source: RefSeq, a predicted model, not a curated record
AUGGAACGUCUGCUCAUUCUAUUGGGGCUUUGCGCUUUAGUCCACACGCAAUACUUGAAUAAUUCAUCUGAGGAAGAAAAUGACUCAGAGUUGUUUUUCGAACGCAUUCGAGUUCAUGCCGACCAGCACUUCAUGAAGGCCUUUACCCAUAUACACGAGGAUCGCAAACACUUCGAUGUCUUUGUCAAGCUGGAUCGGAAGCUGGGCAGCAACUAUCUCAUUAUGAAUAUAAAUAUGCGGGCGAAGCGCGAGGGUAGCAAUGAUUUCAUCAAGAUCUUCGAUUUACGUCACAUGGACUUUUGCUUGUUUCUCAACAAUCCGGAGUUCCGUCACUUCUUCAUGGACACCAUACACUUCAGCAAAGUUCUGGAAUGUCCCGUGCAGGUGGGCAACUAUAGCAUUAAGAAUAUAAGCGUGUUGAAUAUAGUCAACGAGCACAGAAUGCGCAAAGGCACUUACAAGUUCUUCGCCGAAAUUGUCGAAGUCACCAGUGAUAUACCCAAAAUAUUUGCUCUGCAAGUCAUCACGAUCGUAAUGUAACAUCUGAAAAAAUUAAAUUUGAUGGCAUUU